UUGUUUGUAAAUAGUAAAUACUAAAUAGGUAUUAGGUACUAAAAAGUAAAAAGUAAAUACCAACUACCAAAUAGAGCGUAGAAGGUAUUCAAUAUUCAUAAGCGAUAAACCAUCAGUCGUAGUGCCGUCAUAAUAUUAUUAUGAUUUAUAAUUGUUUACCAUAUUGCAAGUAAUGCAAAUAUUAUAAUCUUUAAUUAAUAUUAACACUUGUAACACUCGAUCGGUUGGAGUGGUGGAUAAGGAAGUCUCCGCCUUGAAAAAAUUACAUAAACGACCUGGAGGUCCCUGUUACUAGUUUCUUUAAGUUUCUGUGCGAAAAAAAUGGCUCUUGGACAUUCAGAACCGCAGUAUGAAUUGUUAAACGGAAAAAAGAAAUAUGUUCAGCCAAUCAUACAUUCCAUGGUAUUAAUUGGAUUAGCUGUUCUUGUGGUAUUUGUAGUACUUCUGAUGUUUUAUGUAUCUUGGAUGAAAUUUGAAGACACCAGUGAUCAAAAUAUACCUAUGGACUUUGUGCUUUUUGGUCCCCAGAAAUAUACAAAUUCGGAUAUUGCUGUUUAUCGUGCUCAUACAUUCGCUAUUGCUGCAAAAUCAAAUUAUAAAACAUACUGGACUGCUAAGGAUAAAAUUAUUCCCGGAAAACGAAUUGAUAAAACAUAUAAUUUGGCCUGUUAUUAUUCUAUACCAACUGAUGAUACAAAUAAAACUCUUCAUCCUGCUCAAAUUAACGCUACUUUAUGUACUCAUUUAAUUGUAGCGUUUGCACAAGUUCAAAAUAACAGUGUUUACUUCAAGAGCUCAUUUGAUAUGCAGAUUUUAAGACAAGCAGUGAAGUUACGUAAAAAAAACCCAGAGUUAAAAGUAUUACUAUCUAUAAUGCAUUUCUCAAAUGGUUCACAUUCAAAUGAAGGUUUUCCUGGCGUUGUUGCAAAUAAAGAUAACUUAGACAAAUUUGUCAAUAAUGUAGUAUCAGUUGUCAGAGAAUUUUACUUGGAUGGUAUUGAUAUAGAUUGGGAAUUUCCAUCAUGGCCUUUAUUAAAUUUAGAAGAAAAAUAUGGAUUUGCUAAGUUACUAGAAACCUUGCGUUUCAGUCUACCUGACUCUCUAUUAACUGCAGCUGUUGCAGCUCCAUUAAAUAUAAUUGAUAAUUCUUAUGAGAUUUAUUCUUUAGCAAGUUUUGUUGACUUUAUAAAUGUUAUGACAUAUGAUUAUCAUUCAUACCAAUGGUAUUUCCCAUUAACUGGGCCAAAUUCACCUUUGUUUUCUUCGUGGAAUGAAUCUGGAUACUUCCAGUAUUUAAAUAUUAAUUCUUCUAUACAAUAUUGGAUCUCAAAAGGUAUGCCUAAAGAAAAGAUUUUGCUUGGCAUGCCUACAUAUGGACAUUCUUUUAAAUUAAUAAAUGAAGCCAAUAAUGGUUUUGGGUCACCAACUUCUGGUCCUGGUAUCGGCAAGGACGGUUUUGUAACUUUUUCAGAAACGUGCGAAUUUCAAUCUCAUCAAAAUGCUUCCACUGUUUUUGACCAUGACACCCGUACUCCAUAUUCAUAUCAUAAAAACGACUGGAUAUCUUUUGAUAAUGAAAAUAGUUUAGCCUACAAAGCAGAAUUUGCUGCAUCUUUAGGUUUAGGAGGCGCCAUGGUAUUUUCUUUAAACACUGAUGAUUAUAGUGGUUCAAGUUUAUGUUCGUCAUCAGUAUUUCCAUUAACUUCUAGAAUAAAAAUAGUAUUAAAUGAUGACUACUUAUAAAUAUUUAUGGAAUAUUUUAACUAAAUACUAAAUAGUGUAUAUUAUAUUAUAUGUACUUAAGACAGUGUAAUUUAUGUUCAUAAAAUUAUGGCUGCUAAGCAUCUACCUACCAAACUAUCUAUCAGAAAUAACUUAUAUUUUAUAAUGUCUGGAUUACGAUUAAAUUUGUACCAUAAUACUUGUUGACCUUUUAA
Molecule: messenger RNA, 1937 nt
Organism: Acyrthosiphon pisum (pea aphid)
Lineage: Eukaryota; Metazoa; Arthropoda; Insecta; Hemiptera; Aphididae
Product: chitinase-3-like protein 2
Exons: 8
Coding region: 322-1743 (473 amino acids)
Biological process (GO): carbohydrate metabolic process; chitin catabolic process
Cellular component (GO): extracellular region
Molecular function (GO): chitinase activity; chitin binding
Source: RefSeq, a predicted model, not a curated record